This is a messenger RNA of Dunckerocampus dactyliophorus (ringed pipefish), 10160 nucleotides long. RefSeq names its product OFD1 centriole and centriolar satellite protein (gene ofd1). NCBI's taxonomy places the organism in Eukaryota, Metazoa, Chordata, Actinopteri, Syngnathiformes, Syngnathidae. Gene Ontology annotation, molecular function: protein binding. Gene Ontology annotation, cellular component: centrosome; ciliary basal body. Gene Ontology annotation, biological process: epithelial cilium movement involved in determination of left/right asymmetry. The record is from RefSeq and is a predicted model, not a curated record. Bases 252 to 3365 code for a protein of 1037 amino acids. The transcript has 22 exons.
AUCUGAGGGCACAGUUCCGGCGUCGCAUCGUGAGGACGCUUUUUGGAUUUCAAGCGGAACUGAACAACUCCAAAACAAAAACAACAAAGCCAAAAUAACUAAUUGCAAUCGCAUGAAAUUGGACGGCAUUGAACGCCUGGUAGGAGUGCUUUUAGAAAUUACCGGAAGCACAUCAUCUCCCUUUUACUUGUGUCUGCUCUGCCGUUGGACUUGUCGUUUCUUGUCUUUGAGGAGUGCAAAUAAUAUUAAAAAUGUCCUCAGCCAAGGAAGACACUUUAUCCCCAGAUGAGCUAAGGAAGAGGCUCUAUAAAACACUGAGGGAUAGGGGAGUGCUGAAUACACUUAAAACCCAGCUGCGCAACCAACUCAUCCAAGAGUUAAAACCUCCUCUAAGCGGAGCAGAACCACCUCUGAGACCAGUUGCUGUUAGAUCAAACUACCUUUUGGUCUCCGCCUGUAACAACAUAGUGGCGGAUUAUCUUCACUGCUCAGGCUAUGAGUACUCCUUAUCUGUAUUCUGCCCCGAGAGUGGCCUGUGCAAAGAGAAGGUAUUCAAGAAAGGAGACAUCCUUCAGCUUCUUAAAAUCAGCCCUGAGUCACCACUGUACAAAUCCCUGUCUUCAAGUAGCAACGAUUCAGGGUUCCUCAUCAACCUUGUGUCAAAUCUCACACAUCAUCAUGCUCCUGGUCCAUACUGUGAUGCUGACACGCAGACAACCAGCUCAUCAAGUUAUGAACAGUCUCUUGUUGAGAAGAUGAAAAUGAUUGACAAGGAAUAUGAGGGUGUGAAUUACAGCGGCGACAAGUGGUUUUCAUUCCAGUCCAAACUGGCUUCCUACAGAAGAGAACUAGAAGCCCAGAUGCAAAUUGAAAUGAACACAAAGAUGCAGCAUUUUAAAGACGUUGAAAUAGCCAAGGUUAAGAUGGAAGAAAAAGCGCUUUGCCAGAAGGAGUUUGACAAGUUAAAACAGGAACUGGAGAAAACCUACGAGAUGAAGGCGAAGGCGUUGAACAGCCGUGAGAAAAACGCGAUUGAGAGGUUGCAAAAGCAGCAAGAGAUUGAGGAAAAAGACAUCUAUAUGCAGAGGCAAAUGGUGCUAAAGGAAAUUGAAACGCUGCGGGACAGAGAGAAUGAGCUGCGCUUGCGAAUGGAGACAUUUCAAAAGAGUUGUGAAAUACAUGACGAGAAGGUGAAGACCAGUGAUGAGCUUAUGAGGAGGAGAGAACUAGCAGUGAAGAUGAUGGAAGACACGUAUGACCAGAGGCUGAAAAGUGAAAUGUCCAGGUAUCAGCUGCAGCUAAAGGAGGAUUACUUAAAGAGAACAGAGCAACUAACAGCGAGUGAGAGCCGCAACAAAGAGGAAACCAUUCACAUCCAAAAAGAGUCAGCUACAAUGAAGCUAAAAUUGGAGGAGUACAAUAAAGCCUGCUCAGAGCUGAAGAGGCUACAGGUGGAUCUGGACGCAGCGCAGCAGCAAACCGCUCUGCUCAAUCAACAGAAUGAAUUGCUGAGGGAACGAAUGGAGAGUAUGAGCGACUUUGCCAGUUUGAAAGAAGAUAAAGCACUUUUGCAGGGGCAAGUGCGGCUUCUUAAGACACAGCUGGAGGAGGCACAGGAGGAGAAACAGCGUCUCUGUGCAGACUUGGACAAACCAUCCAAAGAGCAGUUGGCCUUGCAGGUAGAACUCCGCAAGCUCCAGAGUGCUCGCAACGUGGACAAAGAAGAGUUUGCAGACCAGAAGCAGGUGCUGCAGACACAGCUCCAGCUCGAGGUGGAGCGAUGUGGUCAGCUCAAGGCGCAGCUGAUGGAAUGUGAGGAGAAGUUACAGUGGAUGACUGCUCAUGUUGAGGACCUCAAGAUGCAGAUUCGCCAAACUCAACAAGCUCUUGAAAAUGAAGUGCUGCGUAACCCCAAGCCGUCUCUGGUCGAUCGCUCCGUGUUGAAUUUCAGCGGUGACAAGCUGGUUCCCCCCGAUAUCUACGUUGACCGAGCGUUGCUGAGGCCCCAGGCGGCUUAUGAUCACAUGAGCGAAGUGGACGAGCAUGCGCAAGGUGACAAAUUCCGCUGGAGCGACUCCAACUCCGACUUGGAGAUGCUGGCUGAAACCAACGCUCGCAUCCAGCAGCUGGCAAGAGAGGCUGAGGCUUUGGAUGAAGCUUGCAGGAAGUACCAGCAGGGGGCAGCGCACGCCAACUACUCAAACACGUGUCCUCCGAAACCAUCACGUCGGGUGGACUCUCCUCUGCUGACACAAGCUUCUGACCUCUUCCGACCUUACACCAACCACAAAUCAAAGACCAUAUUAAGAUCUCUUUCUCCGAAAAAAAGUCGGCCCUCCUCCCCAGCAGCCUAUGACACCAGAAACGUCUUCACAGCUACUCAGCACAGAGUGACCUUCUCACAAGACCAAAACCGCAAGUCCUCCGGCCUUCUCUCAGCAGCUAGUAGCCUUUCAUCUUCUGAGCCUCAGUCUGUAAGAGAUGACCUCCCCCAUGACAGACACUCAUUCAGACGUCUGUCCUCCCCCGGCAGCAGAACGCUUCAUCAAGAUGCAGCAGGAAAGGUUGUUCUGUCCACCUUGUUCCCGGACUUGUCACAUGACAGCCACCUUCACUCUGCCCACCGAGACGAGGCAUCCAUCUCAUGUGACUUCUCCCCUGAGCUGAGCCCCCCUCCCAGUCCUCAACUCCAGAGUACGACGCGAGACCCACACAGUGCUCCAAAUCGACCUUGCAUCUCCUCCAGCUCGCAGUCUUCCCCGCAGCCUGAGAGAAUAAGUGUUGAGGAUCUCACAGGGAUUUCACCAGAACCCGGCCACAUUCCAGAGCUUCUCUUGGACACUGCCGUCCCUCUCUCCGAGGAGGCCCCCGGCGGCCCCUCUGUCCCCCGCCUACAGGCUCCGCGGGACCUCCCAGAAGACCUGACGAACUCCCAGGGCCAAGCGGAAGCUCCCCAAAUCUCAAGUGAAUUGGAGGAAGAGCAGGAGCGGCAAUGGGAAAGAGAGAGAAGAGAAAAGCAAGAACUGAGGCGCCGGGAAAAAGAGGAGGCCAGAGAGCGAGAACAACAGGAAGCAGAAAGACUGGAGAAAGAGACUCUCCUGCAACAACAACAGGAGGAGGAGAAGCAUGAGGGAGGAGGCAAGGACAGAGGAGAUGAGGAAGAAGCGCAGGAAGACGUCCUGAAUGAAAAUCCUUUAGCGAAAUACAUGAAGAUGGUUUUGGAAGCGCGAGAGAAGCAGCAUGAUAAAAGCUCUGGAGGAGAAGAACACGCAAGCCCAGAGGUCAAGAGUUUGUCUGAGGAGAAAGAUAACAGCAUUGCGGCAUAUUCGCACAAGGAUGAAGACGCUGAUGAUGAUUUCUGGUGACCUGGUUCACGGACACUGGUGACAUUUUUAUAUUUUUGUGUUGUGUGGAUGAAUAAAUAACCUACAAGGUCAUUUUGUGAUUAAUUUGUUUUAGCAUCAGAUGAGGAAAAUUAGGCAGCAUUUUGUUUCAUUUUUUUUAUUUUCCUUAAAAAAAAAUAGGUUGUGUAAAACCAAAGGGAGCUUUUUUUCCUCUCCCUCCAAUUUAACAGGAUGUUGUUUGUUUGUUGUUGUUCUCAUGAUUGAUAGGUAGGUAGCAUUUUUUUUUCCUUUAUGCUUUUGGUUGAUACCGUAAGUACCGUAAUUUCCAGUGUUUAAGCGCACCCACUAACUUUAGAGAGGAAAAAAACAGAUUUGUACAUACUUAUACAAGCCGCACAUGUCCACGUAAAAUGCCAUAUUGUGGCGCGCACGAGUCCGCGAGGACCAGGUAGCUCUUUAUUUGACAGGAGCCAAUCGUGAGCGAUAGAAAAAAAAACAAAAAAAUAGGAAAUCGCAGGAGAUAGUCACUCAAUGUAACAGUCUGACUGACGGUGCCAUCUUAGAUAAAAAGGCUAAAAUUAUCACACAGCAACUUAAGAAAGAUACAAGUUUAGAAUAAAAGACGACAAUGAUUUUAACUUCUUCCCAUCAUGCAUUGCUUCCCAGCAAAGCAGUUCAUUGGCCAUGGCUGCCGGAGCGCUGCAAUGAUUCAUUCACCUGCCUGUGUCCACCAGAGGGAGCUCCAUAGGGACUCAAUCACACACAGGCAGCUCAAUGAAUUAUUGCAUGAUGGGAAGAAGUUAAAAUUGUUUAUUCUAAACUCGUAUUGGUACUUAUGUGUAUUUCUUACCUACCUUUUCAGUGUUAAGUUGCUGUGUGAUGAUUUUAGCGUUCUUUGAAAGAUGACACCGAGUCAGACUGUUAUAUUGAGUAAAUGACCUGUGAUUUCCGAUGGGUUGACAAGCUCGUCGUGGCUUCCCUCAUAGCUCGUGAUCGGCACCUGCCAAAGAAAGAGGUACCGUUUCCUCACUGACUCGUGAGCGGCACAAAAUGUCAACGAUUAGUCGUCGUUCUGAAGUAAAGGAGAUGUCACGAGAUUAAAUUAGCCAUAUAUUAGCCUCACCACUGUAUAUGCUGCAGGGUUCAAAGUUUAAGAAAAAAGUAGUGGCUUAUAAACCGGAAAUUACGGUAGAUUUUUCCACUUUGGAGAGCUGAAAUUCCAAUUGCAUUUCAAUUCAAUGCCAACUGAUGCCUCAAUGAGGGAAGCCCUUAACAUUCAUAGAAAAUACAUACAGAUGUGUACGAACAAGGUUUACAUACUGCAGGGUGACUAAAAGCAUCUAUCACUACUGAACUGUCAUUUGUAUUUAAAAAAAAGCAAACAGGCAAACACUGCCAACCACUGAAGUCAGUAUGCGUGACUGCAUCAGUAUUUUUACUGCAGGAACACUUUGUCCUCAUGCAAUACCACGUUAACACUGCAACGAGGAUAAUGAAGAAGGGAUUACACACAGUAAUUAAUAGCACAUCGAAAACGGAUGCAAAUAUAGAAAAAUGAUGAAAAAAACUUUUAAAAAAUGUUCACAGGUCACACCUUCAAGGUCUUCAGAGCUACACCAAAGCACACUUCAAACACUGUUGAGUCAACAUAGCAAACGUUGAGAGAUCAAAUAAUGAACUAUUCCAUUUGUGAUUGGCUGCAGCCCAUUUUUAGCAAGCAGGUUACUGUUAUGGCAUCAAAUGACAUCGCUUCCUUUAGGUGCUCACAUACAGUAUCAUAUGCCCACUGGAUUACAUUGUGCAGGGGUACCUAACGUUAAUAAUAGCUAAUACAUGUCAGACAUGCUUUACGUUUCCACCAUCUUCCGGCUGUAGCAGACCCCUGAGGUAGAGUUAAUGUAGGCCAUGAAGUUAAACGUUUGCAUACAAGAGCACACAUAACUGCCUCCAUGCAUAUUUGACAUGAUUUUUUUUUUUUUUUACUAAAUGACACAGUUUCACGUGAUGGAUGGAUGAUUAGUGUACAAAAAAUGGCAGCCACAGGAGAUCCUCGCAAUAGAAAAAUCUGUAAAAGAAAUCCCUGAAAUACUGCAUGGUGAGUUAGUGUAGAAGCGGAGUGUGGAGUUAGUCUGUUAGUACGGCACAGGUGGUUGUUGAAGCUCAGCCUCGUGCGCCCUUUGCGUGUAUACUGAAUAUAUAUGUGUGUGUGUGUGUGUGUGUGUGUGUGUGUGUGUGUGUGUGUGUGUGUCAUCAUGCCCUUAUGUGUAGGAAUUAAGGCAUUCCUUGGAGCGUGACGUGAUGUCCUGCAGCUCUCGCUCUUCUUUCAUUUUGAUGUCUUGGUAGGCAUGCAUUUGACUGGCGUCCUUAAGGUAGGCCCAGUUUGCUGAGAGAAUCAUGAGGAAGUGGAUCUGGAAGAGAAGGGUGAAGUGAGGUGGAUGGCCGGUGAGCAGGGUCAAAGAAAAAGAAGCAAAGCAAAGCUCGUUAUUAUUAAACAAAAAAGGAGUCCCCGACUACAGUAAGUACAUCACACUGAGACAAAGUCCUUGAAAGCAAGGCUGGGGAACCCAUUCAGAUUUACCAUCCAACUAAUGCUUGCUUGUGUCUUUUUGACUUUUUAGAACAGCGUCGCUGAGGUAUUUGUUUUUAGAAUUGCAUGUCGCUCAGGAUUAAAUGCUGUGUACGGCCUACGGGCCACAGAUUCCCCACCCCUGAUUUAAAGGGUGACCCUUUUCACGAUGACGUCAGACCAUUUCUCAGUCACUUUCACUCCUGCUACGUGUGUUGUUAGGAUAUUAAUUGCUAUUGUGAUAAGGCGGACACAAACAAAACAUGGAAGAUUUGUAAUGCUUCUUUGUUAUUGUAGCUUCUUUUAUCAAAUCAGUGGACAUAAAGUUGUUUGACCUUGUUCUUCAAGUACAGUAAUCACUUCACGGCUUCACUCGCACAGUUUUUCAAAAAUAAAUCAACCACGCUGUUUCGUGGUUGACUACGGCUUAUUAUGAGUUCAAAAGUAUGCAUAUUUAAUCAAAUUGUAUGUUUUUUUGCCUAAAUUAAGCAUUUUUAAGCAUAAAAUGGCUAAAACUAAAAUACAAAUAUAAGGCAUUCCGAAGACACAUUCAAAGACGCUAUGAUGACAUGCAGUAGGGCGAGAGUAACACAGAACAACAGGCUUUUAUAUUUACCUUUACAGUCUUAUUUACUGUAUGUCUUCAAUGUCUUAUUUACUCUUAUUGGGCGAAAGGAGUGUAAAGGUGACUAUAGGGGUGUUAUUUCAUGUCAAGAGGGCUCUAAUAAUGUUAAAAGCCAUAUUUAGAAGGUUAUAAACAGAUUUUCUAUGCUAUGAAAAUAGUCCAUUUAUAAUAUAAAUAAGGAAUCCUACUUCAUGGAAAUUCACUUAGGGUCGGGUGUGGACCCGAUGAACCGCGAUAAACGACGGAUUACUGUAAAUCAAACUGAGCUAGUAAGAAAAUCCAAAAUCUGUUUACAACAAAAUGUCCUAAACUGACCCGAAUAUAAGACAACCACUAUUUUUUCUUUCUUUGAGACGAGUUUUACAAAUAUUUUUUUAAGACAAAAUGAAUAUUUUGAGUGAAAUAACGGGUAGAAGCAUAUCAUGCAGUUGUGAUGACUGCUUCACUCAUCACCAUUAUCUUACAAAUAGUAUCAUCACAGAUCGGCAGAAAAGCUCAUUUACAGUAGCUUGCUUGCAUGUAGAAUGUAAGACAUCUUAUAUUUGGGUCAAUAUGGACGCCUCACAUCAAAGCUUUUGAAGAGCGCUUUUCACAUCUGUCCUUUUUUUGACAAUAUGACUUCAUAUGUUGACUCAAAAACAUGUUUUUUGCUAAUAAAUGUCCCCAAUCUCGUCACAAAUCACCAAAUAUGUUGUUUGGUUCUCGUCUUGCGAACGGAAGUGGUUUGACGUCACGUGAAAAGGGUUGCAUUACUGCAAUGUUAUGCUUCAUAUUAAUAGUUGUAGUUGUUUUGCCAUUUCCAGUGCUACAGAAAUGACAGCGUAAAGAGGAGAAUGAGGGUGAGCAGAGAAGAAAGCAAGCCAGAGGUUGCAAGCUUUUGGAGAGUUAGUGCAAACGUUGUGCGCGUUUGUGUGUUUCUCUGUCGCUUCUUCACGUUCUCGUUUAAAAAAAAAAAAAGAAAUAAACCAGUUUGUUUGUUUGUUUUUCUUUAAAACAAAGAUUGUUUAUUUUAUAUGGAAUGUAAAGGCUACAGUCUUCCAAAAAAUUGAGAGGGAAUUAAAUAUAUGAAACAUGUAAGUGACUAUAAACAGACUUUUAAGCAUGCACGCUCAUUGUUAAGAUAAAAAAAAAAAAUUGAGAGAAAAAUCAAAGAAAUAUAAACUAGCAAAAGCAAAACCAGCAAAAAUGGAGAAAAAUACAUUUUUUUUCCUAAAAAAAAUGGAGUGUUAGGGCCACACUGAAAUGAAAAAAUGUACAUACAAUGAGAAUAAAGUAUUAAUCUUAUGAGAAUAAAGUUAAGAUGUUACAAUAAUACAAUUAUAGAUUUUUUUUUUUUUUAGAAAAACGUAUGAGAAUAGUCGUGAUAUAACGUUCAUAAACAUAUAGUUGUGUUAAAGGAAAACUGCACGUUUUUUGGAAUUUCAUCCACAAUCCUUAUGUGAAACACAAACACAUAUUUCGUUCCCUUUUCUGUGCGUUCUAGCAAGAGAAAACGAGUUAGUGUGAGCCAGCUAACAAUGCACGUCAUGGGAGGUGCCUAUUUUGUGUAAGUGUCGUCGCUGUUGUUGACGGAAGUACAGAAAGAUACUGCAAGUAUUACACGUUAUCAUCAUCGUACUUGUUGAUGCUUGAUCACAGCAUGUAUAUAAAAACAAUAAAACCUUGUUUGGUGUUUUUUUUUUUUCCAGAGGGCUUCAUAGUCAAAAUUGGUAUCUCCCAACACAUGCAUUGUUAGCUGGCUCACGCUAACUCGCUUUCUCUCGUGAGAACGCACAGAAAAGGGAAAGAAAUACGUGUUCAUGUUUCACAUAAGGAUUGUGGCUGAUGGGCAAAAUUCCAAAAGUGCAGUUUUCCUUUUAAGAAGAGGAAUUUUUAGGAUGCUGGAAGAUUGUGACUGUUUUUGUUUUAUUUUUUUUUAAUCUCGCCCUGGAAAACUAUAAUUUACUUCCUCGACUUUUUUCCUGAAAAAAUGACUCAUGUAAGAUGAGUAUUUUCUCAUAUUCCGAAUUCUUUCUUGAGAAAUUUUUACAUACUUUUUUUUUUUUACCCGUUUUUUUUUUUUUUUACCCUCAUCAUAUUAAAACUUAAUUCUAAAACUUUUUUCUCUGAGUAAUCUGACUUUUUCUCACUUUUUCUCUUGAAAUUGUUUUUUUUUUUGCGGCAAAUACAAUUCUUUGUAAGUUUUUCUUGUAAUCAAACAAGUUUAUUGUUGUAAAAGAAUUUUUCCCCCUGAAAAAUAGGACUUUUCUAUGAAGAUGUUUUUUUUUUUUUUUGCAUCAAUUUUACAAUUUAUUUCUUGUAAAUGUACACGUCUGCUCUCGUAAUAUUGGAACUUUAAUCUGGGAAGAUUACGACUUUUCGUAAAAAUGUAGCUUGCUUUUGUUAAAUCAGAUUUUUUCUGUUAGGAUUGCGAUUUUUUUUUCCCCCUCAAGAAAUAACAUUUUUUUGGGCUUAUAAAGUUGCAACUUUAUUCAAACUGACCACUUAACAUUAUGAUUUUCUUAGAAAAAUAGAUUGUUUUUCAUGGGAUUUAUUUCAACUAUUCUUGUAAGAUGAUACAUUUCACAACUGUACACGUUUUUGUUUUUUUUUGUCAUAAUAUUGCAACUUUAGGACUUUUUUGUAAAAAUGGUAUUUGUUCUUAUAAGGUUACAACUUUGUUGUUCCCCAUCAGAUUUUCUCUGUUAGGAUCGAGAUUUUUUUUCUCAAAUCUAUUUUUGCUUAUUAAAUUGCGACUUCAUUCAAAUUGAACACCUAUGAUGACGAUUUUCUUCAAAAAAAAAAAAUCCAACAUUUUUCGAAGGAAUAUUUUAACUUUAUUGUCAUAAGAGAAUACUUUGUUUUGCAUUUGUAUAAAAUUCAGUGUGACUUUUGCAAGAUUAGGGCUUUUCUCUCAGAAAAUUUGCACUUUUUCUUGUACGAGUUCAACAUUUUUUUGUCAUAACAUUAAGACUUUAUUCUUUGUCUGGCGGGCAAUUUUGCUCUUCGGUGUGGCCCAAACACUCUUACAUGAUGAAACAACAAAAGCAUGACUUGUAAUGCGAUGUGAGCCUUUCAUGGUGCGCUCACUGAACUAUACAGACAAGACACAAGUGGUCACAUGACACUCAUCAGCAUGAUCACGAAUGAGCUGAUAAAAAGAAAGAAAGAACAACUUUAAGGCUCCGUUUUGCUCAAAUUAAUCAUCUCUAAUAUGUAAAUGUAAAACCUAAAAACCUUGAACUCCUAUCAGUCCACCAUUAAAAUGACUGUGACUGUAUGGGAUGAAUAGUGACAGCUAAAUGUGUGCGUUUUAUCUGUGAACUGAGGAAUAUAAAUAACACUGGUGCGGUCUUCGGCGUGUAUAUCUGGUGACGUAUUCUACAAGUGAGUGCCAGGGAAAGUGGGACAAACUAGUCAUCUAAACAGACAAGUGUCAUUAGGCGUCCUCCCUGGAAAGCAAAGUCUAAAGUCAGCUUGAUUCUAGGAGAGAGUCUGUCUAUUUUCUGCAUUUUUAGUUCAUUUUGUGGUCUGUAUUUCUGUCUGUGUGCGUGUGUCUGUAUGUGUGUGUGUGUGUGUGUAUCUGGGUGUGUGGGAUGCUGACGCUGCGCAGUGCUGUUAAAAAAAAAAAAAAAAAAAAAAACAA